Punica granatum (pomegranate) is the source of this 3607-nucleotide messenger RNA. Lineage: Eukaryota; Viridiplantae; Streptophyta; Magnoliopsida; Myrtales; Lythraceae. The record is from RefSeq and is a predicted model, not a curated record.
AAGUCUCACGUUCUGAUUGCAUGUAACCGCCAGUGCGCUGCCCCGCCCUGCUCUGACUCCUCCAUCGCUGGUCAGUGGCUUCGCCUGCCGGAUUCUCCCGGGAUACCUUUCGGUAAUGGCUCCUCUCGCGGCUCUCUUCGCCCGCCGAUUGGUCCAGUCAAUCCAUCAUCAGUCGAGGAUUCUCAGUCACCCGUGCCUCCUCUCUCUUCGCCCGAGCUGCUCUGGAGCUCAGUGGCUCGGCUUCAGCACUGAGGCGUCCCGGGCCCAUUUCGGCGGAGGCAGCGCGUACGAGCUCCUCGGAGUCUCCCAGACCAGCUCGUUCGCGGAGAUCAAGGCCUCGUUCCGUAAAUUGGCCAAGGAGACUCACCCCGAUCUCGCUGAGCCUAAAGAUUCCGGCGCUUCUCAGCGGUUUAUUCAGAUUCUCGCAGCUUACGAGAUUCUCUCCGAUGUGAACAGAAGGGCUCAUUAUGAUAGGUAUCUCUUAUCUCAAAAGAAGCUCGUGCAGAAAAUCUCGAGAGAGGGUUCGGUUUUGUACUCUUAUAGAUCAUUUACAACAGCCAUGGAAGUUGUGGAAUGGCUAAAGUGGUACAGAUGUUCUAUAAACGAUAUUGUGUCGGAGAAGAAGGUGGUCACUGGAACUGGCUAUUUCGACGUGCUGGAGGGGGAUUUUUAUUCUGCAAUACAUGCAGCAUACUAUGGUCCUGAAAUCGAGUCCAUGGACUUACUUCCUGACUGCUUUGAAGCUGAGGAGAGAUCUGUAUAUGAUAACACGGAGGUGUUACACUUGGUUUCUGGUCGAGAUCUUUUCGGGAUGGUCUGUCUUGUCAAUGAUAUUCCUGAACUGUCCUUCACAUGCCAUCACAAAUUGACCGCUCCUCGUUCACAUGGUCUCAAGGUGCGUCAACACAGGGAAAAUGCCAGUAUUUGCAUGAGCUGCGAUGUAUCAGCUAAUGAUAAUACUGCAACUCUCCCGAGAUCUAGCAUCACAGAUUACACAUCUGAUGCAUAUAGAGAUUUGGAGUUGCACAUAUCUGGAUUAUUAGUGGCCACAGCAACCAGACUGCCUCCAGAGAGCAGUUGUAAUGGGAUACGGAAUGACAGCACUGAUGAUCAGAUCCACGUUUUUCUUAAUUCAUCUGAAGAUUGCACACAUGUUGGCCGAGAGUGGUCUUCCUCCAUUUGCAGCACAAAUGGGUCAAGAACUCUCCUGGGAACUAUAAGUGGACUAGGGACCAGCCAAGAAGAAGGUUCCUGUUUUGUGUAUGAUAGAACUGGUGCAAAAACUCACGUGGUUAUGAAGCACCGCACCUUUCUGGUAAAGCAUCUGCAUUGGUACCGCUUAGGGGGUGAGGUUUCUAUUUGUGAGUGUAGAAGUACUAGAGCCCGGCUACCUCCUAGCAAGUUUUGGUUGUUUGAACCUCGAUGUGGCAUGCAUGAUAUAGGUGGUUGGUACGUUGAAACAUUUGGAAGAGAUGAAAAGAACAGGACAGUGCCAUCCCGGAGGUUUUGGGAUGGAUCUGAUGAAAGUGAGCAAUUUGACCAGAGGCUCCAUCCAGCUAUAUAUCUGCUUGCUCUGGCUUAUAGAACUCUUGAUAUUGAAGCUGCCAGAAGAAAGAAAGCAACUUUAAGGGAUGUUGUGGAAGGAAGACUCCUGAGAGUCCUCAGUUGGUGCAAGAGAGUUGUUUGAAAGGACACCUUCGGACUUUCUUCACUUUGUCUUCAGAUUCACCUUCUUCAAUGGGAGAAAAAGAAUCCGCGAAAUUACUGUCUAAGGGAUGCAGUUGGCAUUGCAAACUCGGCUCCUUAUCCCAAGGAACUUCCUCUAAGAGAAGUUGGGAGACAUACUAACAGACCCUCAAAUACCCUGGAGUGUUUUGACUUUAUUGGAGUAGUUUACUCAUCAAGAGAACAAGGAGUGAGGAAGAAGGAUAUCUAGCUUUGAAUUGCAAGUGGUGAAUUUGCUUUUAUCAGGAGCCAUGAUCCUUUCGUCCGGAGCAAAAUGGAGAUGAAGCUUAUCCCAACAGAUGAUCUAUUUUGAGUUCCCAUUCUCAUCUUGGUGCUGGUGGAAUUGCUAUACUCGAGAUGCAUACGCCGCUGGUGAGCUCUUCUUUUCUCAUCUAUUUAUUUCGAUUUUUAAAUAAUGGAAGUAAUUUGAUUUGUAUAUUUCUUGACAAUUCCAUUUCAGUUUUUUAAUUGAAUUGUGUUUUUUUAACCCCUUUUAUUUAUUAUGCUGAGAAAGGUUCAGGUCUUGCUUUUCCCUUCUCGCAACUUCUGAGGUUUCUCUCGUUUUAGAUGUCUUUCACUGGAAAUUUGGGUUCAUAGGAAAUAAUGUGGUUUAGUGCCACCUAUAGUAUCUUGCUUCUACCUAUAGUAUCUGCUUCUCAUACUUCCACCAACUGAAAGAAGUUAUAAAAACGAUUACUAUGUCAACCGGCAGUAUUAAGUUAUGAAAAAAAUGUUGCCAGUUGCAGUAAAUUGUAUGAAAGGAUAUUGAUAUGUUAAUUAUUUAACAUUCACACCUUGAGAGCUUUUCUUGUGAACCGUAUUCUGAAUUAAAAGAAGCAAGACCCAUUUAAUAAGUUUUCUUAAUAUGAAAAAGGGAAAAAGGUAAAAUGAGGAAGCUACUAAAAGGUUUUACUAGUAUUCUGUUUUUCCUUAAGAAUUGAUUUUGUAUCGAAUUUUAAAUGAGGGGAAAAAAAAUAAGGAAACAGUCUGUAAUUGUGCACAUCUGGAAACAUGCGAAGUUCAUGACUGUAUCAUGCAGUGCUUGUGAAAUGCAACCGAGCUUUCUUUUUCUUUCUUUUAAUUAAUAUCUUUGGUUAGGUUGCUUGUGAAUUUAGAUUGCUUCUCGACUAAAAAGGCCAAUGGUAAUCGAGCAGAACUUUGGUCAUAUUGGUAACUUAGAGGCUUUAAAACUAGCCACCCAUUUCUCGUCCUUACCAUGGAUUAAAAGAAGUGCGCGUCGGCAUUGUUUCAUGUCUUUUUCUUCUCCGGGAUCCUUUUCUAUUCAUUGGUCUAUGAAGCUAUGUUAAUUACUUUUCCGAGCAAUUCAUAUUUUGCUGUGUCUGGGGUCAUAUGUUAAUCAAUCGCUUUCAUUUCAUGUGAGGCCCAUGUUAUUAGGCCGGUGAACAUCUAGUAAACAACCAAAAUGUAAAUGCGGAUUUUGCUGUUGAGAAAGUCAUUUGCUACUUAUUCCGGGCAGCUUUCGGAGGAUUUCUCGAAUCUUGAACAAGAGAAAUGAGUGGAGUUUGGGAGACAAUAUCUGAGGGAAUAAUGUACCACCCAAGAUCUGAUUGCUGUUGUGCGUUGUUGAGCAACAGAACUCAGCAGUUCCAUGUGGGAAGAGGCAUUAUUGAAAGCUCAAAAGGAAAAUAAAAAUGGUAAAAGGUAUUUUGUUUCAGGUCUUUAUUUGAAUGCUUUGUUCUCCACUUCUCUCGUUUUCCUUUUCCUCUCUUAAUAAUGACUUUUGUACGCACUUGUUAGAAAAAAGGGGUUGCAUUGAACAUAAUUCAAAGACCUUUUUGAAUCUUGUUGUCGAUUGACAUUGUCGUUUUCCCCUUAUGUGCGUGUGGUACAGUAUAAAAUGAUAUUGUAUUAAUUUUCCCGA